Lottia gigantea (owl limpet) is the source of this 768-nucleotide messenger RNA. RefSeq lists its product as hypothetical. NCBI's taxonomy places the organism in Eukaryota, Metazoa, Mollusca, Gastropoda, Lottiidae. The transcript has 5 exons. The record is from RefSeq and is a predicted model, not a curated record. Gene Ontology annotation, molecular function: ubiquitin conjugating enzyme binding; ubiquitin protein ligase activity; zinc ion binding. Gene Ontology annotation, biological process: multicellular organism development; proteasome-mediated ubiquitin-dependent protein catabolic process. The annotation marks the transcript as partial. Gene Ontology annotation, cellular component: cytoplasm.
ACAAGCAAUCCAGAUUUAGCAAGCCUGUUUGAAUGUCCAGUAUGUUUUGAUUAUGCACUUCCACCGAUAAUGCAAUGCCAAAGUGGUCAUAUAGUUUGUCAGACAUGUCGUCAAAAAUUACGUAUGUGUCCUACGUGUCGGGGAGAAUUAGGAAAUAUACGAAAUUUGGCAAUGGAAAAAGUAGCUUCAACUGUGAUGUUCCCCUGUAAAUACUCAAAUAAUGGCUGUCAAAACACAUUACUUCAUACAGAAAAAACAGAACAUGAAGAAACAUGUGAAUUCAGACCUUAUUGUUGUCCAUGUCCUGGUGCCUCUUGUAAAUGGCAAGGUUCAUUAGAACAAGUGAUGCCACAUUUAUUACAAAUACACAAAUCUAUCACUACUUUACAAGGAGAAGAUAUAGUAUUUUUAGCUACAGAUAUUAAUUUGCCUGGUGCAGUAGACUGGGUUAUGAUGCAGUCCUGCUUUGGUCACAACUUUAUGUUAGUUUUAGAAAAACAAGAAAAAAUAGAUGGUCUUCAAUUAUUUUAUGCUAUUGUACAAUUAAUUGGUACUCGGAAACAAGCAGAAAACUUUGCCUAUAGGUUAGAAUUAAAUGGACAUCGAAGAAGGUUGACAUGGGAAGCUACGCCAAGAAGUAUUCAUGAUGGAAUACAGUCAGCAAUAUUAAGUAGUGAUUGUCUUGUGUUUGACACCAAUAUUGCCCAGUUGUUUGCAGAUCAUGGGAAUCUGGGCAUUAAUGUGACAAUUUCAGUUUGUGAAAGAUAA